UGAAGGUUUGGAAGCGGAAGUGUAGUAUUUUGCUAACUGAAUAGUAAUUUUGCUCUGUGCGUGAGAGAAAGGGAAGAAAAGGGGUAGUCCAUAGCGAAGUGCUGCUGGGUUGGAAGAAGGGUACGAGGUACUUUUUUUUAUUAAUAUUGUUCGUACACUCUGCCCGUUUCCACCUCUUUAUCCUGGCGAAAGGUUGAACGGUUAAAAUGGAGGCGGAUAGAUCCGGCGGAGGACCAAACCCGAACUCCGGAGGCGGCGGCAGCAGCAGCGGAGCGGGGCGCAACCCAAACGGGCCCAAAGCAGCACCGGGCCAGCCGACAUCAGCUGCGGCGACCGGAGCGUUGGCAGCAGCCGUGGCCAUGGCCGGGUCGUCGCAGGCUCGUGAGCUACAGGACGGGGACUCGUGUAUGACGCUUCCUGGGAUUCUUCACUUCAUCCAGUACGAGUGGGGACGCUUCCAGGCCGAGAAAUACCGUUGGGAGGCUGAGAGAGACGAACUCAGGGCUCAGGUGGCGUUCCUACAGGGUGAGAGGAAAGGACAGGAGAAUAUGAAACAGGACCUGGUGAGGCGGAUUAAAAUGCUGGAGUACGCCCUCAAACAAGAGAGGACUAAGCACCAGAAGCUGAAGACAGGAAGUGACCAGAGUCCAGGAGACAAGAAACCAGAGACAGAGGCAGACCAGCUUCCCAAUGGGCCGGCUGAUUCAGACUCUGAGCCAGCCAAUCAGAUGUCCUGGAAGGAGGGUCGUCAGCUACUACGCAAAUAUCUUGAGGAAGUGGGUUAUUCAGACACCAUCCUGGACAUGCGGUCUAAGCGUGUGCGCUCGUUGCUGGGGCGGAGCAGCCCCGAGGCUAACGGGCCUCCGCCCAGUGAAACCUGUCCUGAGCCUGAGCCCCGGGCAGGUGGAGAAUCGUUGUUGGUCAGACAGAUAGAGGAACAAAUCAAGAGGAACGCGGGCAAGGAAAGCUCUAAGGAAAGUCUUGGUGGCUCGGUGCUCGAUAAGAUCCCCUUCCUGCAUGGCUGUGAGGAUGAUGACGAAGACGACAGUGACGAGGACGAUGACUUCCAAGGCAUGGCCACUGACUGCAUCGAUGGAUCGCACAAGAACAAGAAGUCUCGUGUAAAGAUGGGUACGGAGCCCAUGACCACAGACCUGGACCCGGAGGACGAGGAGGACGAAGACGACUCGGAAGAUGCCCUCAGUGAAUUUGACUUCCUGGGCUCGGGGGAGGAUGGGGAGGGGGCGGGAGAGGCCCGGAUCUCGGGGGACGGACGGGAGUUGGGUUCAGAGAACCGCAGGAACAAGUUACAAGGCAUGAUGUCGGACUUCCCCCCCUAAACCACCCCGCCCCCCUCUGUAUCGGGACAGGCUCGCUCCGGGAAAGGUGGCGCCCUGGGUUUCUCCUCUGACGUCUUCAUUAUGGAUGCCGUUGGAGGAGGGGACAUGAACCUGGGUGAACUGGCUGAUCUCACCGUUGCCAAUGACAACGAUCUCUCCAUGGAUAUGCAGGAUAACAGAGAUGAGUUCAAGAAGACGUGGAACCCUCGUUUCACACUACGUAGCCACUUCGAUGCCAUCCGCGCUUUGACCUUUCACCCCAGCCAAGCGGUGCUGCUCACAGCCUCUGAGGACGGAACACUAAAACUGUGGAACCUCAACAAGGCCAUGCACUCUAAAAAGAACGCAGCGUUGGAUGUUGAACCUAUCUACACAUUUAGAGCACACAGUGGAGCGGUUCUAUCUCUGACCAUGGGCGAGGACGGAGACUCCUGCUACAGCGGGGGUCUAGAUGGAACUAUCAGAUGUUGGAAGAUGCCAGACCUAAAUGUGGAUCCUUACGAUAACUAUGAUCCUGGCAUCGAGAGCAGUGUACUAGCCGGCCACGACGACAGCGUGUGGGGUCUAACUUACUCUGCAGUUCACCAUCGUCUUGCCUCGUGCUCAGCCGAUGGCACCAUUCGCGUCUGGGACCCCCAGAACUCGGCUCCCUGCCUGUCAGUCUUCAAUAAGGAGAAAGAGCACGGAACACCCACCUCAGUAGCCUUUGUGGCCACUGACCCCAACCAGGUGGUGGUGUCAUUUGACGCUGGUGAGACGCUGCUCUACGACCUCAACACAGAGCAGAGCAUCACUGCGCUUGAGACACAGACCAAGGAUGGCAGUGAGCUGAUCAACCGUGUGGUCAGUCACCCAUCUGAGCCCGUCUCCAUCACUGCACAUGAGAACCGCACCAUCCGCUUCCUAGACAACAAGACAGGUAAAGUUGUCCACUCAAUGGUGGCUCACCUGGAUGCGGUCACCUGUCUCACUACAGACCCUAAAGGCACUUACCUCAUCUCUGGCAGCCACGACUGCUCGGUGCGCCUGUGGAUGCUGGACAACAGGACUUGCGUGCAGGAGAUCACGGCUCACAGGAAGAAGCACGACGAGGCCAUUCAUGACGUGGCCUUCCACUCUUCACAGCCCUUUAUCGCCAGCGCCGGCUCAGAUGCACUUGCCAAGAUCUUUGUCUGAAAGCACUGUUGCCAUUCUGAGUCCAGCAAAAACAACUGGGCAAAACAAGACUCAAGACUACAGUGGACAAAUUUCACCUGCUAAUAUACACACACACACACACACACACACACACACGCACACACUUGUCCUGCACCCCACUGGCUGGGUCAUCGCCACAGGACGUCAACUCCCCUUACUUCCUCACUGUUCUCUGAUGCCUCAGUGACUUCUUGUAAUACUAAUCACACUGCUUUUUUUUUAUUUUAUAAAAAAAAAAACUGUCUGCUCCUUUUUUGAAUAAUCAUGUUUGGAGUAACACUUUUCUACACUACAAUAUUCUGUUUUGCUUCUUCUUCUUUUUUCUUCUUCAUUCUACCAACACUUAUUACAAACGUGUGUGUGUGCGUGUGUGUGCUGCUGACACACUACUCACAUUUUCCAGGGAAACCAACGAGGAAACUCGCACAGCACACAUGAUGCACCACUGCAUUUUAUUUGAGAUACUUUUUUUUUUUUUUUAAACAGAUUGCUUGUGACUAACAUAAGUAUGGUAGGCAUGACUAACAGUUAACAGUUAUCUUUCCCAGUGUCUGCAGAAAACACCUGACCAACCUCCUCAUUGGGAACCAAUGUAUUACAUUCCAAAGACUCCAGGUAGAGUGUGAGUGAUGAAUCGUAUUCUAGGUUGUUGAACUUAGUUGUGUGUGUGAUGUGAGGAGAACUAGCUUUAAUUUCAACUUUAUGGCCAAGUCUGAUUGAAUGUCUGAGAAUUAUUGUGUGUGUGUGUGUGUGUGUGUGUGUGUGUGUGUGUGUGUGUGUGUGUGUGUGUGUGUGUGUGUGUGUGUGUGUGUGUGUGUGUGUGUGUGUGUGUGUGUGUGUGUGUGUGUGUGUGUGUGUGUGUGUGUGUGUGUGUGUGUGUGUGUGUGUGUGUGUGUGUGUGUGUGUGUGUGUGUGUGUGUGUGUGUUAAAAUGUCUGUCUGCUGUACAAGAAAAAUUCACAUAUUUCCGAGAUCAUGGUCCAUUUCUACAGAUGUACAGUGUAAACUCUGGACAUUGAUGCUUUCACCCCAAAUUAAAGAGUUAAAGAUAGAUGCAGUGCUGUCAAAGUCUGGUAGUGAGGACAGUCGUGCGUGCUCUCAACAAAUGACACACACAGUUUGUGUCAUUUGGUGCUUUUACUGUACAGAAGGGUAGGUGUGUGUGUGUUUGUGUAUGCACUAGUUAAAUCACGGUGUUAUGAAAGACCUUGUCAGUCUUGAGUCCGAAUCAGGGACCUCUUUCGUGUGUGUACAUGUGAAAAAGAGAGACCGUUUCUCACUCAUCGGGCUUCAGAGUGAAUCUGACAGUUCAUUGUCGAAAUCAUUUCAUUACCCGUGGUCACAUUUCAGAAUGAACGGUCACUGUAAUGUCAGGAGUGUACAGAGCUGAUAAUUAUAUUACAGUGAGGACCACUUAGACUGAAAACCCUUCCUCAGAUCAGAGCUGUUCGGGUCGUCUUUUUAAUUUCAUUUUCAAGUCGGUGCCAGUUUGUAGGUGGUGCUCGGUUCUGGCUUGUUAUUUAUUCAGGCUUUCAAAAAAAAAAAAAAUAAGGGAAAAAAAAAAAACCUUGACAUUGACUUCACUUGUGUGUUGAGGCGAGGUUCCCUCGUCUUGUUUUUGACGUGCAUCAGUUGCACAGUAGCACAUUACCCAAGAAGCUGGUCACCUCUUUUUGAAGAGGCAUGCUGGGAGAAAAUGGCCCCAUGAGGAGAAAGAGGAAAGUCAUUUUAAAUUCAGCCACUUUUGUCAUUUAAGAAAAAAGAAAGGUCUGAUUUUAGAUCUGUGGGUGUCGGUUGAUAUAAGUAGCAUGACUCAGCACCUAAUCUGUCUUGUUAUGGUUCCGCUGUUUUGAACGUAACCCAGAGAAUUUGGCUUAGGUGGAAACAUCGUUCCUCUGAGACACCUCCCAUCUAUCUCGGUCUGUCCCGUUUAUUUGCUGUAGGUCACUUAACAGCUGACCUGACUUCAAAUGACUUAACCGGUAAUUUCAUUUUAUUGCCUUGAGAAGAUAAAAAUGUGGUUUUAAAUCAGUUGGUUAAAGGGCACACUCCACCUCUUCAAGAUUACAGGAUCCCACUAGUUGUCAGAAGUCAGAUCUAAAGGUUCAAAGUAUCCUAGAGGUAAAUGCUCCUUUCCUAAACACUGGGGACACUAGCAGUCAUAGUUUACUGAGGCGGGGUGGAGGGCUGUUGUCUGAAAUUAGACAAGAUCUAGGUGCAAAUACAUCGUUGUACUGCUGCUGGACAUGAUGUCCUGUUCUCACAUUGAACUACUAUUUGGCUCCACUUUGCACUACAUCUAAUCGUGGAUGCUUCUGGUGAGGAGUGGUUACAGACAGGGUGCAGAAAUAAUGCUUUUUGCCUAUAUUUCUUCUACAAUCUGGAAUAAAUACUACAAGGGGUAGAACCUGCUGUGGCUCAGUUAUGCUAUAGUGAGAGUAAGAGAUGGCCCCUCUCUGAGACUUAAGACAAAUCAGUAUGACACAUCAAAAAAGAAAAGAAGGAAUCAAAACAGAGGUUGUAAAUGAUGACUAGAGAUGCCGUCACGUGCUGUAAAUGUCCAUCAUUCCUUGUUUUCUUUCUUGCAUUUCUUUUUCUUUGAUUAUGAUUAUUAAGAUGUAAGAAUACUGUAGUAUCAUAAGUGAAUCAUUCUUCCUUGCUAGGCAUAGAACUUGCUUGUGACUGAUAAUGACAAUGUAUAACUUGUAAAAAAGCAAAAUGAUUAAAAAACCUGAAAAAUGAAGAAAAUAGUUUAAAAAAAAAUCUGUUACCAGUCAGAGGCCAAGGUAAAGGACUCUCAUUUCUUUGUGUUUUUAUUUUUUUAUUAGCAAUUUAUCACUGUGUGAUAUUUUGUACAUCAUAUUAAGCUGUAUUCAAACUAUUUCCUCUAACUACAAGGGAUAAGAGACCUGCUUUUUAUUAAUUUUGUUUUAUUAUAUAUUUUUGAACUGCAUUCUAGCUUGUAUCAAAUGACUUUUUCUUUUUGUUUACGGGUCCCCUGUUGUACGUCAUUAAGGAAGAAAAAACAAAAAAAUGAAGAUUUUGUACAGUGAA
Etheostoma spectabile (orangethroat darter) is the source of this 5590-nucleotide messenger RNA. RefSeq names its product striatin, calmodulin binding protein 4 (gene strn4). Gene Ontology annotation, cellular component: dendrite. The transcript has 19 exons. The record is from RefSeq and is a predicted model, not a curated record. Gene Ontology annotation, molecular function: protein-containing complex binding; armadillo repeat domain binding; protein phosphatase 2A binding. NCBI's taxonomy places the organism in Eukaryota, Metazoa, Chordata, Actinopteri, Perciformes, Percidae.